ACCCGCGCAGGCGCAGGCGCCCCAGAGUCCGGCCACAGUCCGGGAGCCCAAGGUUGCGGGUGCCACCGCAGCCCCUUCCUCCGCUCACUAUGAUCCUGGGUCCCCGUCUGCUGCUGGCCACGGUGCUCUGCCUGGGCCUCGGCGCGCUCGUGUCUUCUUCUGGGUCCUCAGGCGUCCGAAAGCGAGGUCCCACGGUGACGGCCAAGGUCUUCUUUGAUGUGAAGAUUGGAGACAAAGAUGUGGGUAGAAUUGUGAUUGGCCUCUUUGGAAAAGUGGUACCCAAGACGGUGGAGAACUUUGUGGCUCUGGCAACAGGAGAGAAAGGCUACGGGUAUAAAGGAAGCAUCUUCCAUCGCGUCAUCAAGGACUUCAUGAUUCAAGGAGGGGACUUCACGGCUAGAGAUGGCACCGGAGGGGUGAGCAUCUAUGGUGAGACCUUUCCUGAUGAGAACUUCAAACUGAAGCACUAUGGGAUUGGAUGGGUCAGCAUGGCCAAUGCUGGCCCUGACACCAAUGGCUCCCAGUUCUUCAUCACCUUGACUAAGCCCACCUGGUUGGAUGGCAAGCAUGUUGUAUUUGGAAAAGUCCUGGAUGGGAUGACUGUGGUACACUCCAUAGAACUUCAAGCCACGGAUGACCAUGACCGCCCGCUCACUGACUGCACCAUCGUGAACAGUGGCAAGAUAGAUGUGAAGACGCCCUUUGUGGUCGAGGUUCCUGACUGGUGACAGAAAUGUCGGAAAACAGGGAACACACUUUGGCUGGUCCGUGUGUGCAUCUGCUAGCUGCUACCUGUCUUUUGACUCUUUAGUUGCUUAAAGUUGUGCUCUUUUAUCUCCCAGUUCAGAUUGCAACAAAAAUUUAAAAAUCAACCACACAGCCAGAUGUCCUGGCAAACACCUGUAACCCCAGCAUUUGGGAGGUGGAGGCAGGAGGAUUAGGGAUUCAGGGCCAGUCUUUGCUAAAUAGUGAGUUUGAAGCUAGUCUAGUCUAGUUCUGUUUCAAAAACACCAUGCCAACAACUAUAAAAAUCAACCAACAUUUAUUGUGCAUGGAUUUUGGCAUAUCAUCCACUCAGGUGCUAUAAACUGAAACAACAUAUCCUUUGUUUUCAAUGGUGCUAUGCUUAAAUCAAAAAAACUUUGUAUUGGCUAUUUAUUUUUCAGAACAUGGUUGCUUAUUUGUUUAGUUCCACUCAUUUCCUUGUAAUCUCCAUGUUCAGUGAUCUGGAAGUUUGUUUGAGAAAGGUAGCUACAGUGACACUUAGCAUUCUUCAUUCAAAUAAUUCUUGACAGGUAAAGGGAAACUUGAGGAAUAUCACAUGUUGUAUGUCAUCGGCAUUUUUGUGCUGUGAUGUUCUUUAUAUUAAAUGCUUUUUAUAUAAAUUGGCUCUUUUGUAA
Messenger RNA from Alexandromys fortis (reed vole), 1400 nucleotides. It is a transcript of the gene Ppic, whose product is annotated as peptidylprolyl isomerase C. Gene Ontology annotation, biological process: protein peptidyl-prolyl isomerization; protein folding. Gene Ontology annotation, molecular function: peptidyl-prolyl cis-trans isomerase activity. The transcript is spliced from 5 exons. NCBI's taxonomy places the organism in Eukaryota, Metazoa, Chordata, Mammalia, Rodentia, Cricetidae. Bases 90 to 728 code for a protein of 212 amino acids. The record is from RefSeq and is a predicted model, not a curated record.